Lichtheimia ornata is the source of this 207-nucleotide messenger RNA. Its product is annotated as 40S ribosomal protein S28. The record is from RefSeq and is a predicted model, not a curated record. Gene Ontology annotation, cellular component: ribosome; cytosolic small ribosomal subunit. Gene Ontology annotation, molecular function: structural constituent of ribosome. The transcript has 2 exons. Lineage: Eukaryota; Fungi; Mucoromycota; Mucoromycetes; Mucorales; Lichtheimiaceae. Gene Ontology annotation, biological process: maturation of SSU-rRNA; translation; ribosomal small subunit assembly. The coding region runs from base 1 to 207 and encodes 68 amino acids.
AUGGACGCUCAAAAGCAGCCCGUCAAACUCGCCCGUGUUAUCAAGGUCCUCGGCCGUACCGGCUCCCGUGGUGGUGUGACCCAAGUUCGCGUUGAAUUCAUGGACGACACUCAUCGCAGCAUCAUUCGUAACGUCAAGGGUCCCGUUCGUGAAAACGACAUUCUUUGUCUCUUGGAAUCCGAGCGUGAAGCCCGUCGUCUUCGUUAA